AUGAACUGUCCCUUGCCCAAUCAGGAGAGCUGUAUCUGUGAUCCUGGGUACAUCCUCAGUGCUGGAGAGUGUGUGCCUGAAGCAAACUGUGGCUGCACCUUUGAGGGCUUCUAUUACGCUGAAGGACAGUCAGUGGUGUUGGACGGUGACUGUGGGAGACGGUGUGUAUGCAGCAGCAUGUCGAUGAUCUGCCAUCAGCACCAGUGUGGUCCAGAAGAGGUGUGUGGAGUCCAUGACGAACCGAGCACCACAUACAUAACCACCAACAGAUCAAGCAUUCCCCCAGCUGUGUUUUAUCCAUUUGGAGCUGGUGACACAGAGAAUGAUCGCUCUGAUGAUGGGAGUUCAUCUGUGAUCUACCUUCUGCAACAGUUCAUAUUUUUUGGACAAACAUAUAGCCGAAUAUAUGUCAACAACAAUGGACACCUGACUUUUGAUGGGCCAUUUCACAGCUGGACACCAUACCAGUUCCCAAGUUAUGGCGAAAGAGACCUCAUCUCUCCAUUCUGGACAGAUAUUGAUAACCGUGGCAAUGGUGUUAUUUCAUAUCGUCAGUACACCUCUGGCAGUGUCCUUACAGAGGCCACACAAGACAUUAACCAAUAUUUCCCUGACCUGAGCUUCUCUGCUACUUGGGUCUUUGUUGCAACAUGGGACAGAGUUGCAUAUUUCCCUCUAUCAAGAACAGAAACAUCUUUCCAAGUGGUUUUGAUUUCAGAUGGCCAUUUCUCAUUUGUUUUAAUGAAUUAUGGAACAAUUGCGCCAACACAGCGAUACAUACAGGCUGGUUAUGACACCAUCAGCUCAAGAUACCAUUUCUCAGUUCCUGGGUCAUUCUCCAAUAACAUCACAAACUUGACAUACAGCAGCAAUGUCAAUGAGCCAGGCAGAUGGGCCUUCAGAACAGAUCAUGGAUCACGGGGUUGUCAAUUUAAUGGUAUUCCAGUGCAACUUGGAGACUCUUUCUGGAGUGAUGCCACCUGCCAGCAGAGAUGCACCUGUACCAGCAGCGGCCUCCAGUGUAGCCAGGAGCCCUGCAGUUAUUCCCAAGCCUGCCGUCCAGCUUCCUUCCAGUACUCUUGCCAGAACAUUCAACGGCAAACAUGUACCAUCUCUGGUGAUCCUCACUACUAUACCUUUGAUUAUCAGAUUUUUCACUUUCAAGGGACCUGCACUUAUGUUCUAUCCGAGGUUAGUCUUUCUCUGAAGAUUCUAUGGCUUUCUGUUGAUUGUAUAAUAGAUAUUAAUCAAUCUGUAAUCCUUAAAUAUUUUAGGCUUGUGGCAACGGUUUACCAUACUAUCGCAUUGAGGGCAAAAAUGAGCAUCGGGGCAGCACACAUGUGUCAUGGACUCGGAUGGUCAUAGUGUUUGUCUAUGAUGAAAUAAUCGAACUGGUCAAAGAUCACUAUUAUGAAGCGAAGGUUAAUGGAAGCUUUACAGCAACACCCUUUACCCUCCACAAUGGCUCCAUUCAGGUCUAUCGGUCAGGUUUUUCUUUGGCCAUCAGCACAGACUUUGGUCUGGUUGUUACAUAUGAUGCAUACAGCUACGUCAGCA
Ctenopharyngodon idella (grass carp) is the source of this 1557-nucleotide messenger RNA. RefSeq names its product alpha-tectorin-like. The transcript has 9 exons. The record is from RefSeq and is a predicted model, not a curated record. Lineage: Eukaryota; Metazoa; Chordata; Actinopteri; Cypriniformes; Xenocyprididae. Bases 1 to 1365 code for a protein of 454 amino acids. Gene Ontology annotation, biological process: cell-matrix adhesion.